This is a messenger RNA of Vigna angularis (adzuki bean), 921 nucleotides long. RefSeq names its product 50S ribosomal protein L10, chloroplastic. Gene Ontology annotation, cellular component: large ribosomal subunit. The coding region runs from base 64 to 765 and encodes 233 amino acids. The transcript has a single exon. Gene Ontology annotation, molecular function: structural constituent of ribosome. Lineage: Eukaryota; Viridiplantae; Streptophyta; Magnoliopsida; Fabales; Fabaceae. Gene Ontology annotation, biological process: translation. The record is from RefSeq and is a predicted model, not a curated record.
AAAAGUGAUAAGAUAAGGCAACGAGAGUGAGAAGCAUUUUGCUCUGUUUCCCCAAUUCCCACCAUGGAAUCGACGGCCACUGCUGCAAUGACCUUCGCCGUUCCCUCUACCAAGGCCCAAGCCCGCUACCGAGUCCUGACACGGCCCACCAACCCAUUCAUCGUCCCCGCCGGCGGCGUGGCCCAACGCCCCCCCGCGCGCCACCUCUGUAUCCGGGCGGCGAUUCCCCGCACGAAGAAAGAGGAAACUGUGGAGACGGUGCGGGAACAGUUGGAAAACUGCUACCUUCUUGCGGGCAUAAACUACAAGGGGUUCACCGUGAAGCAGUUCCAGGAGCUUCGGAAGACGUUCCCCGAGAGCACGAAGCUCAUCGUGGCGAAGAACACGCUGGUUUACAAGGCCGUGGAGGGAACUCCCUGGGAGACGCUGAAACCCUGCAUGAAGGGCAUGAAUGUGUGGCUCUUUGUUCACUCCGAGGAGAUCCCCGCCGCCCUCAAGCCCUACAGGGACUUCCAGAGGGAGAAGAAGCUCGAGGAUAACGACUUCACCGGCGCCGUUUUCGAGGGCAAGUUUUACGGCCCCGACGAAUUUAAGAAGCUCGAGACUUUGCCCACGCGCGCCGAGAUUUAUGCCACUCUUUUGGGGGCUCUGAAGGCCCCUUCUUCCGCUCUCGUCUCCACCCUUCAGGCUCCUGCUAGAGAACUUCUAAUGGUCCUCAAGGCUCAUAUUAAGAACCUUGAAGAGCAACAAGGUCUUCUGCAGUAGAUAUUCAAUAUGUGUAUGCCUUUUGUUCUUAUCCUUUUCUUGUUUUCUUCUGUUGUUCAAUUGUUUACUCUCUGUAGAUUAUGUCUUGUUUUGCUGAAGGAAAAAGGAAAUUGAGAAUGCUGCAUAGGGGAUUGAAGCCCUUUUCUUUUCAUCUUA